Messenger RNA from Xyrauchen texanus (razorback sucker), 2267 nucleotides. RefSeq lists its product as uncharacterized. The record is from RefSeq and is a predicted model, not a curated record. Lineage: Eukaryota; Metazoa; Chordata; Actinopteri; Cypriniformes; Catostomidae. The coding region runs from base 210 to 983 and encodes 257 amino acids. The transcript has 5 exons.
GUCUGACAGGCCCAGUAGAAUUACUGAGACUUAUUUAUACGAGUGACCACACAGGAACAUGUCUAGAUAUCUCUGCCAUGUUUCAAGUGCUUUUAUCACCACAAACGAAUGAGGAAGCGUCACACAUUCGCAUGUAAAGGCUCAAGACAGUUUUUCUAUUUACUGCGAAGGGUUUUGAGAACCGAGCACACUCUGUGCCAAAUUGAGGCAUGGAUCGACUAUACAGCGAAAUCUUUUUUCUGUUAAUCACAGGAGUUUUCAUUAGGAGUACUUUUCAAAAAGAAAAACUACAUGUACAUCUGAAACCAAAGAACAUUAAAGUCCGUGAAGGGGCCUCGGUCACAAUCAAAUGCACUUUUCCGUCAAGUGACAUGAAAGUGAGCUGGCACUAUAGCCAAACAUCAAAUUCCAUAUGUGACUUAAACAACAAACUUCAAGGACAACAUAUUAAUUCAGUAAUAAAUAGAACUUGGUCAACUCUACACAUUAAUAACAUCAGGUCCAAUGAAAGCGGAUGGUACUCCUGCAACGUUAUUAGAGACAUUCCUUAUCUUGAAGAGGUUUGCAGUAAUGGGACUCACGUUAUUGUUGAUGUCAACAUCCCCAGCACCCACGACAACCAGGAUAAGACUCGGAAUACUAGGAAUUUCAAUCAAAAUACCACAAAUUUACCAACUACUUACUCGUCUAGUGCUACAACCUCCACAUCUAUUUCUUUCAACCUGGGUAUAUGGUGGAUAUGGUUGGCACUGGCAGUCGGAUGUGUAGUUUUAGUUGUGUCAGUUGUUGUCAUAUGGAUUUUGGCUUGCAGAACUAAAGGUAUGUCUAAAAGUUACUCUAAUGUAAAUGUUACCUUUAUCAUAAUCCACUGUAUGUUUAACAAACUGACACAUAACAGAUCACAAUUUGCAGUCAUGUUGAAUGGGGCCAAUCCGAUAGCAUUGAAAUACACACUUUUUCAAAACUCUAGGCACAAUUUGUAAACAUUAUACAUGUAAACAUGAUUUUAGUGUGAUAAAAUCAGGGAUUUACUGGAGUUCGGUCGUUUAAAAGAUUACAGAGUUUCUGUCAUUUUGUCGUCAUGACAAAAUGUAAUAUUGGAUAAACGUUACACAUAUAAGGUUAGUAAGCGGUCCCCAUUCACUUCAAUAGUAGGUGACUUGCUGUAACCAUGGUGUUUGCUUUUUUUUAUUUUUUUAUAUAUAUAUAUAUAUAUAUAUAUAUAUAUAAACAAGGGAUGAGUAAAAUUAUAAUUUUUUGUAUUUUUUUGUGGGAAUAAGCAUUAUGCCACAAUUGCUGUUGACUGAGAUUAACUUGUAUUGAACCCAGUACAUUCUUAUAAAGUUGCUUGGUGUCAAGCCCUGGUUAAAAUCACUGUGAAGCACAGCAUGUUGUGGCUUAUUGCUUUAAUAGUAAGAAAUGCAUGUUCAUUUUUUACUUUUCACUCAAACUGUAUUAAAAAUGUGAAUAAUAUUAAAAAAAAUUAUAUUAAGUUAUAUUAUAACAAUCCAAAAAGAAGCAUUCCCAAUAUUUGCAUCAGACCUUUGGACCUCAAUCUAAAUCACAUGUUUGAAUUUCACACAGACUGAUUAUCUUCAACUGUGAAAGCCCAAUAAGAAAUGACAAUGCCUUAUUAAGUAUAGUCUUAUGUUAAGGUCAGACAUUUAUUUCCAGGGCCUCAGAGAUGAGUGUGGGUGGUGUGUGGUUCAGAACUCUGAGAACUAGUUCUAGUUGAUGACGAUUAAACUGCCUCUCAGUGCUUGUGGUUAGACAUGAGUGAGUGAGGUGCAGCGUGAGCAUGCACAGCAUAACCAUUUCCCUCUAACGACCCUCAGUGUGGCCUGCUCUUUGCAUUGUUAACCAUUUGAUGUAACUCAACAAUGAUCUGCAAUUCUGUUUAUUUCUAGAGACCAUUUAUGAGAACACCAAACCCCAGAAACCGGGCUGCUGGACAUGUCCUUGGAAUCGGACAGAGAGUUUUGAAAUGCCUGCCUCCAAAAAAACAGAAACCAUUAAACCACUGAGGAAAUAUGAUAGUAUUUCAACAAACAGAAACCACAGGCCAUAGGUAUUCCAUAGGGAAGUAUUGUCCUCUAAACCUUCUAUACCAACAUGCACUCAAUAUCUUGUACAUUUUCUUAAACUCAAACUGUAUAAAUAAACUGUAUUUAAUGAUGUAAUGCAGUAUUUCUCAUAAGAUGAGAAGCUGUAAAUAGCUGAAUAGUCCUUGCAUAGUCUGUAGGAUGUUUAGCAUUUUUAAAGAAUAA